Aureococcus anophagefferens is the source of this 1173-nucleotide messenger RNA. RefSeq lists its product as hypothetical. The record is from RefSeq and is a predicted model, not a curated record. The transcript has 2 exons. NCBI's taxonomy places the organism in Eukaryota, Pelagophyceae, Pelagomonadales, Pelagomonadaceae. Bases 1 to 1173 code for a protein of 390 amino acids.
AUGUCCUCGACGAGAUCCCGGCUCGCCGCCGCAGCCGCAGCCGUCGGCGUCGGCGCCCUGCUCUACGCCCGCGCGCGGAGGCGGCGGUCGAGCGCCGCGGAGGCACUGGAGCCCAAAACCACGGCCGAAGUCGCCCGGCGCGUCGAGCUGAGCGUGUUGCGCUUGUGCCGCGUCGCGCACCGCGGCGCCCGGGACCACGGCGGCGAGGUGGUUUUGGUGACGAACAACAACUUCGCCCUGGCGCCGACGAUCUUCCGCAACGUGUCGAGCCCCCUCGCGCGCGCGGUCCUGACGUCGAAGCUCUCGCGCGAGCCGUUCUGGCGCGACGCCGUUGCUCAAACUAUCUUCAAGGCCUUCGCGAAGAUCCCCCGCGCGCCGGACUACGCGCCGCCGCUGCUCCAGUUCAUGAACGAGGACUGCGACUUCGCCAUGGAGCACGCGGACGGCAGCUUCAUGGACCACUUGCAGUUCUGCUUCGAGUACUCGGCCGCGCACUUCCCGGGCGAGUCGCCGAACGUGCUGCUGCUCCACUCCGUGCUCGGCGUGGGCACGAACUACUUCCCCUGCGACGCGUCGAAGAUCCCCAAGCUCAAGGCCCUGCUCACGGCGCGGGAGUUCACGCAGGUGGAGGCGUUCCCGAGUUUAUUACGCCUAAUCGUCCGCGGCGCGUUCCUCCCGGCGCUGGCGGCCUUCGAGGGGCCCCUGGCGUCCGUGGAGCUGCACCGCGUCAUCGACAACAAGCGGCUCGUGCUGUCGGGCGACGAUUUGUGGACCGCGCUGAACUACCAGCUCGUCCACCUGCUCGACUUCCUGCCCGCGGCGGACUGGCGCGCGGAGAUCGACAAGGACCUCUUCCUCAUGAACUUCGCGGCGCUCCACGCGCUCCUCGUGGCCAAGGGCAAGCUCGUCGCGCGCGUCGACUUCGACCUCGCCCAGGCGCUCGCCCCGGCGCCGUCGCCGUUCGCGCCGGACCCGAAGCGGUUGAGCCUCGGCGACCUCAUCCGCGACUACGUCCCCAGCGCCAUCCAGGCCGCCAUCGGCAGGAAGGAGAUCGCCAAGUACAGCAAGGCCAUCGGCCACGACCUCGCCUUCGCCGUCAAGCCGCCGCGUUCGCGCGACUUCCACGCGGACGGCACCGCCGCGCGGUCGCCGUCGAAGAAGGCCGCCGCCUAG